Molecule: messenger RNA, 1765 nt
Organism: Corylus avellana
Lineage: Eukaryota; Viridiplantae; Streptophyta; Magnoliopsida; Fagales; Betulaceae
Gene: ACR1
Product: ACT domain repeat 1
Source: RefSeq, a predicted model, not a curated record
CUCUACGUUACCAUGAAAGAGUUCUAAACUUGGCAAAACUUCUCAGAAUUAAAUAAACCUUUUGUGACCCUCAGCUCUGUGAAUUUCGCUGGAGAGGAGCUGAUAUUUAACAGGUGAAUUAUUAAUGUUGUAAACUGAUUUUGCUUGGAAGAUGGAGAUGAUUUACCAGCCCUAUAUCGAUCCAGAAUUUGAAUCCCUCAUGGAAAGAAUCUACCCUCCCAGAGUUUGUUUAGACAAUGACGCAUGCCAAGGCUGCACGCUUGUUAAGGUUGACAGUGCAAACAAGCACGGGAUUCUGCUGGAAAUGGUCCAAGUCUUGACAGAUCUUGACCUCGUUAUACCCAAAUCGUACAUUUCCUCAGACGGUGGAUGGUUCAUGGACGUGUUCCACGUUACGGACCAGGCCGGUAACAAGCUCACUGACGAAAGCCUCAUGCUUUACAUCCAACAGGCACUGUGCCCGAGCAAAUCGAAGGAGAUACAAAAAACACGUAUGGGAAGAGAGCUGAGAUCCCGCCACGUGUCAACUGAGAACACAGUCCUAGAGAUGACUGGGACGGACCGACCGGGCCUAAUGUCUGAGAUGUCAGCGGUGCUCCUUGAGCUGGGCUGCACCGUCACCUCCGCCGUGGCAUGGACCCACAACACCCGAGUGGCCUGCAUAAUCCAAGUGGAGGAUGCGUUCAAAGGUGGGCCCAUAACAGAUCCUGUCCGGCUGGCCGACAUGGAGGCGCAGCUAGAGAACGUGGUGGAGGCCCAUCAUGUGAAUGGCGAGAGGAGGAGCGUUAGGCUCACCGUCCCAGUGGCGGGCCAGACCCAUACGGAGCGGCGGCUCCACCAGUUAAUGUAUGCGGAUAGGGAUUACGAACGGUGUCACGGCUGUGACGGUGGCGAUAAGCAUAAGAAGGGCCAUGAUGGGACUCGCGCCACGAUAGAGAGUUGCGAGGAGAAAGGGUACUCGGUGGUGAAUGUGAAGAGUAGAGACCGUCCCAAGCUACUUUUUGACACUCUCUGUGCUCUCACCGACAUGGAGUACGAGGUGUUUCAUGCAGUGGUUGCCUCCAAGGGCUCCAUGGCUGAUCAGGAGUAUUUUAUACGGCAUAAAGACGGUUGCACUUUGGAUACACAGAGCGAAAGGCACAAGCUGACACAAUGCUUGAUUGCUGCUGUAGAGAGAAGAGUUUCCCAUGGGCUGAGGUUAGAAAUCUGCACACACAACCGAAUGGGACUGCUCGCAGACAUGACACGGGUACUCCGCGAGAAUGGUCUAUCCAUAUCAAGGGUUGAGGUUGGGAUACAAGGUGAGAGAGCAGUUGGAUCAUUCUACAUUACAGAUGCCGCCGGGCAUGACGUGAAACCGGACAUAGUGGAAGUAGUGAAAAAAGAGACCGGUGGAUCCGUCAUUGCAGUUCAGAAGUCCCCGGCAUGGGGUCCUCAGGGUACCCCAUCGAGGACAGCCCGAAGCACCAACAGAAGCAUAGAGGACAGGCCAAGAUUGUCACUUGGAAGCUUGCUGUGGUCUCAAAUUGAGCGCCUCUCGGGCAAUUUCGGCCCCAUUAGAUCUUAGAGUUCCAAGCUCGAUCAGGAACCUUCUUCCAUGUUGUACACAUGGAUAUUUUGUAAAUAAGGUUAUGUACCAGAAGUCAGGAGUAGUUUCUCUCUUCCCAGCAAGAUGAUGCCCACUGUAAAUGAUAUACGCAGAUAGUGGCCACACGUACAGCAUCCACGCCCCACCCAACAAAUUAUUAAUGAAAUAUUUUUUUUU